UGGAGAAAGUAACCUUGACCCUUGUGAAGGCGGGAUGUAUCGAGAUGACUCUAUGAUAAACUGUGCUGAAUGUGCCGUAGGAGAGGAACCCAACACCGACAAAACUGAUUGUGAAAAGUGUCCAGCUGGAAGCUACAAAGAUGAUGAAAUGAUAAAGUGCGAAGAAUGCUCUGAUAACGAGAUAAGCGCAGAAGAUGGAGCAACAUCGUGCACAACUUGUGUCGAUGCUGAUGAGGAACCUAACUUAGAAAAAACAGCUUGUGUAACUUACUGUCCGGAACUAAACAUCAAUACCAUUCCACACAUUCUACUGGUCACUCCCCGGAAACCCCCCGGAACAGAAGUUACCAUCAGAUGUAAUGCUGGAUACGCUCUUCAAGGGAACAGAAUCCUAUCGUGUUCUGAUGUCGGGAGCUGGGGCGGGUUACCUUCCUCGUGUGAAUUAUGUGAGACUUUAAGCACAAACAGUGUAGUUAAAGAAGAGCGGAAAGAGGUGACGGGGGAGAACUCACUGACUGGCACUUAG
Molecule: messenger RNA, 526 nt
Organism: Bolinopsis microptera
Lineage: Eukaryota; Metazoa; Ctenophora; Tentaculata; Lobata; Bolinopsidae
Product: clotting factor C-like
Exons: 5
Coding region: 35-526 (163 amino acids)
Source: RefSeq, a predicted model, not a curated record